AUGAGUGGCUAUCCUUAUGGAAAUCCAGCUGGUAAUUAUCCACCACCCUAUGGUAUAGGUAACACUGGUUAUCCAAACUAUCCACCAAAUAAUAAUUUUCAGCUUCCUCCACCACCCAUACCCAUGUAUGCUGACAAUCAAUCAUUUGCACCACCUUAUGGCACGACUACUCCUUAUAUGCCUGGCAAUAAUAAUUAUUCAGCAGCACCCUACAAUGUAAGUCAAAUGCCAACUGACACAUAUGGUUAUGGAGGUAGUAGUAACUAUCCACCACCUCCACCAUCUGGAGGACAAAUGCCAUCACCGAUGUUGAAUCAAUCUGCACAACAGUAUGAAGGUUUCGGAAAUUCACAAUAUCAACAACCAUAUUCCCAAGAAAUGCCGUCAUCAGUGUCUGGCGGUUUAUAUCCACACUUGUCAACACCAGCAAUACCAUCAAACUAUGCGGGAGAAGGAAUAGCUUCUUCAUAUCAAUCCCAACAUCAACAUCAAUCGUUUUAUCCUGCACAACAACCAUCAACAAUACUUGCUAGUUUAGAGCAAUACCAAGGAACAGUUUUUCCGGCAUCAAAUUUUAAUGUCGAUGCUGACUGUCAUGCAUUGAGUCAAGCAAUGAAAGGAGCAGGAACCAAUGAACGUGCUUUAAUCGAUAUUAUUGCUAAUCGAUCCAAUGCGCAGCGUCAACAAAUUAAACUUCAAUAUAAAUCGAUGUAUGGCAUGGAUUUAAUUAAACAACUUGCUGGAGAACUAAGUGGAAAUUUUAGAGAAACGAUUACUGCCUUAUUUGAAUCACCGGCACAUUUUGAUGCGUGGUCAUUACAUCAAGCUCUAAACGGAAGUAGAGAAGGUACACUGCGUGAAAUUUUACUUACAAGAACAAAUAGUGAAAUUCAAGCAAUUGUUGAAUCAUAUAGACGAACAUACAAUAGGGAUCUUGAAAAAGAAAUUAGUAGUCGUGUACGAGGAACUGAUUUCAAACGAAUGCUCAUUUCUGCUGUACAGGCCAAUCGAGAGGAAUUGAGUCCACAACAAAUUCAACAAGCUCGUCAGAUGGGUAUUGAAAGUAUUAUUGAUCGUAAUCGUGCUCGUCAAGAUGCUGAUGAUUUGUAUAAAGCUGGUGCUGGUAAAUGGGGCACAGAUGAGAAAGUGUUUAAUGCUAUUUUUGCUCGACGUAAUUAUUAUCAACUUCGUGCUACUUUUGAAGAAUAUCAAAAAAAAUAUCGACAAGAUAUUGCUAAAGUAAUUCGAUCAGAAUUUUCUGGUGAUAUUAAAGAUGCUUAUCUUGUUUUGAUAUCAUGCAUUCGUGAUCGACCAUCAUUUUUUGCUGAACGUAUUCAUAAUGCUGUUAGUGGUUUAGGUACCAAUGAUUCAACACUUAUUCGUGUAAUUGUUACACGUUCGGAGAUUGAUCUUGCACAAAUUAAAGAACGGUAUCAACAAAUGUAUAAGCGUUCGUUAGCUCAAGAUGUUAGUGGAGAUACAUCGGGUGAUUAUAAACGAAUUCUGUUGUCUAUAAUAAAAUAA
Rotaria sp. Silwood1 is the source of this 1524-nucleotide messenger RNA. NCBI's taxonomy places the organism in Eukaryota, Metazoa, Rotifera, Eurotatoria, Philodinida, Philodinidae. The record is from the annotation of a GenBank genome assembly.